CUUUCUGUGGUGACAGAUUUCAUGAAGACCCGAGUAUGAGGAUUAAAGCAGAGAGAAGAAAAUGUUCGAUAAAAUCCUCUGCAUUUUCCCGUUUUAAAUGCAAACUCACACACAGAGACCAGGACAGGUAUGCAGAGGAAUCAUACUUCUUCACAGGGACGCACUGUUUACACAUCACUUCCCCUAAUAUGCGGUGACAUUAAUCAAUUCCACCUGCCACACACAGUUUGGAGUUUGCUGAAAUAGCCAGCCUAGGAUGGGAAUUUUCCAGACACAUGAAGAGAAAGACAAAGAAAAGAGACUGAUGAAAAGAAAGACACAACUCAGUCCUAUGAGCUGCCAGGGAGAUCCAGACCAAAAGAAAAAUAUUCCAGCCACCAGGGUCGCCCAUACUACACUCUAAAAAAUGUUGGGUUAUUUUUUCUACCCAACCGCUGGGUUAAGUCUGUUGGGUCAUUUUAUUGGGUUAUUUUCUCAGUGUUGGGUAGUUUUUAGUGUAACCCAGCCGCUGGGUUACCAGUUGGGUCAAUUUUAGUGACAGUUGACACCGUGAACCCCUCCCCCUCCUCGACGCCUCAACUCUACCUUCGCGCCGCGGGCAUUUUGAAUCACCUCAGGAGUCGAGAGCCAUCGUUUUUCAGCGAGGACAGCUGUUAUUCGGAGAAAAAAAGGGAAGCAUGGUUCAGCCCUGGACGAAGCCAUCGUCCAGCUACUGGAUUUCUGGAGGAACGCUUGUGAAAUGUCAGGAAGAGAACCCGUCGUGAAAACUGCACAAGCCGUGAGAAAGAGGAUUCUCAAGCCAUAAGCAGCACCUUGGUUAUACCAGAGCCAAGUAUUUCACCUGACAGAGCAGUACAACUUGCAGAAUGGCUUAAAAAUAAUAUGUGGCCAGCUAACCAAGUUGCAGAUUACAUGAAAGAAACAGCCAUCCACAUGGCUCAGUGGAUAAGAGCUAACGGGACAAAAUCUAUCGAGGAAAUAACUUGUGAAUUCCCUCGACUCCUUGAUACGCCAGGCAUGAUUUCACAAGACUUCUCUGUAUUAUUCCCCGACCACGCAGAGAGACUUUUCCAAACUUGGAAAAUGAGUUUCAAAGACAAAAUCCUUUGCUUUGCCAGCCAGGAGAAAAAGGCGCAGGAGCUUCUCCAGAAUUUAGACAGUUUGUCGCCAGAAGUCCAAAGUGACGUUGCACUCAGGCUGCUUCCUGUAAUACUGCCCACCCCUGUCUACAAAAAAGGGAUGAAAAUGUUCAAACCAAGCUUGGAAGAAAAUAUCAAGUCUUUCAUUGAAUUCAAGCAUGUUGGGACCAACAUGGUUGAAUAUUUGAAGGAGGCAGAGCUCACUAAACCCUUCCCCUUUGUCCUUGGUCUUGGGGAUGACAGUCAAUGCCAUCAAGCCUUUGUAGUUGUUGGCAAACAGGCACUGCAUCAAAACACACUUCUUGGUGCUGUGGACACAUGCUUUAAACUUUUUUAUGUUUUAGACAUCCAUUUCCCGAAGCAGUGUGCACCAGUGUGGGAGUUUUUGCAGACUGUUGUCUACAAACUCCCAGGAACUGAAUCUCCUUCUUUAAGACUGCUCCGUGGAUAUUUGUCAUGUUGAGCAGUACUGGAACCAUGAAAACUAACCCUUUCUAAAGUGUUAUGCAAGUUUAUAUUAAGAGGAAAGUUGUCAGACUAAUACAUAUAUCUAAAGCAUUUUACUUGUAUCACUUUGUUCGUGUGCCUCUUUGUUAAACAUACUCUCUAAAAAGUUAUGAGUUUAUAUUAAGGGGAAAGUCAUCUAACUAAUAUAUAUGAAGCAUUGUACUUGUGUCUUAUACUUGUGUAUAUAAUGUAAAUGUUUAAAUCUAAGCUAAUUUAAUUUAUUGAUAUU
Messenger RNA from Carassius auratus (goldfish), 1875 nucleotides. RefSeq lists its product as uncharacterized. Lineage: Eukaryota; Metazoa; Chordata; Actinopteri; Cypriniformes; Cyprinidae. Bases 883 to 1602 code for a protein of 239 amino acids. The record is from RefSeq and is a predicted model, not a curated record. The transcript has 6 exons.